AUGGUUGCUCAUGUUAUGUGUUUAACCUCUACUGGUGGAAUUCCUUUGUUUUCUCGUCAAAAAGGAGAAGGAGAUACAAUGACAUUUUCUAAAAUAGCAUCUCUAUAUGGAAUACAUAUGUUUCUCAAAUCACAAAACAUAAGACUUUGGAGUACAAAUUUACCUGAUACUAUGAUAAUGUGGAAAGAGUUUGAACAAAGUGUUACAUUAAUAGUUAUUGCAAGUGGAACUACCAAAUCUGUAUUAGCUAAGUUUCUUAAUGCUGUUUUUGGUGCAAUGAUUUUGUUUGUUGGUAUUGAAGAACUAAAAAGUACAAAAAAUAUUGAAAAAUUGAAGAAAGAUGUACGCUUAUGUAGCCCAAUUGUUGAUAGUUUAUUACAAUGUCUUGAUGUUGGAGAUGGAAUUUGUUCAAAAACUGAUAUUAUUAAUAUGACAGAAUGUAUAAUGUGCCAGGAAAAUAGUUUAUUUCAGACAUGCUUGGAAGGUUAUAUGGAAUGCUUGGACUCUAUAUAUGGAUGUAUCUUAAUACAUGGAUGUUUAGCAGUAGCUACAGAAGGAUGGUGGAAUUUAAAUCCCAUAGAAAGAAAAUUAUUAAUAAUAGCUGUUAAUACAGAAGAUACUUAUACUACACGAGACAUUCCAGUAUUUCUACCUUAUAAAAGUCCAAAUGUGGCUUUCAGAUUAGUGUCUAUAACAUUAAUUAAUCAAGUUGAAGUAUUAGCCUUAUGUGGACCAAAUCCAGAUUUAUCAGAAAUUGAGAAAUUUGCUGUACAAUGUUGGAAAAAUAGUAUUGACGCUUUACACACUGCAGAGCAAUGCUAUCCACAAAAUUUACCUACAUCUGUAAAUUUAGAUUCAGAGACACUUGGAUUUCUUUUAACAAAUUAUAAGAUACAAAAAUUUAUACUUGGUAAAAAUAUGCAGUAUGCAAAGAAUAGAAUCAGUGGAUCCCACAGGUUGGAUAUAUUAAGAACAUUUUAUCAUCAAGCUGUUGAAGCAUAUAUAUUAUCUUCAGAAUUUGAAUGUAAUACAACAGAUGAUAGUUGGAAAUUUGUUGGUACAAAGGAAACUUAUUUAUGUUCAGAAUACCACAAAUGUUACGCAGUUAAACAUGGAGAUCAUAUACUUUGCAUUUUAUGUGCUUCUACAGUUCCUACUCAUACAGUGAGAUCAGUUUGUCAAAAAAUAUUGAAAGCAUUACUUUUUGAUAAACAUGGUUGUUGGUAA
Messenger RNA from Eufriesea mexicana, 1227 nucleotides. It is a transcript of the gene fy, whose product is annotated as fuzzy planar cell polarity protein-like protein. NCBI's taxonomy places the organism in Eukaryota, Metazoa, Arthropoda, Insecta, Hymenoptera, Apidae. The transcript has 5 exons. The record is from RefSeq and is a predicted model, not a curated record. Bases 1 to 1227 code for a protein of 408 amino acids. Gene Ontology annotation, biological process: non-motile cilium assembly; vesicle-mediated transport.